UUCCUCUACUGGGCCCCACAUAGAUACAAACAAAUUCAUUAAUUAAAUUCGUCCCUACAAGCAAUUCAAAGCCUUUUUGCAAGUGAACAAUGGGGAAAAUGAAGAGGCGCCAAAUUCUGAUAGGUUUAGGGUUCGUAAUGCUUCUGGGCAUCGCCGUUUACCUUCGCCUGUGGACAAUUGAUUAUCGCAUCUCGUCCAACGAUACAGAGCUUCUGAGGAAGCAGUUUGAUCUGGCUAACCGAGAAGCUAUGGAUGAAUCUGCUGAGUGGAGAAGGAGAUUCGAUCAUGAGUUUGAUAAGGCAUCAAAGUGCUUAAGUGAACUGGAUGAGUAUAUGAUGAAAGCAGCUAAUCAGAGUUUUGCACAGAUGAAGAAGUCCCUUCAUGGACGAACAAAACAGACGAUCGUGAACCGGAACAUGGAGAUGUUACAAAAGGAAAACAUUGAUCUGCUCGAGCGGGUCGAGUCAUUGAAAAAAGAACUCGAGGCAGAGAAAUUAAGAUGCAGCACGCCGAAGAUUUAGUGUCGUUAGAUGUGUUGUAACUUGUAACAACAAUGCCACUUCUUUGUUUUCUCCCCCUUAUAUUGACCUUAUUAGACAAAAGGACAUUCUUCAAAGCUAACUCGACGAGUCGAUCACAAUGAAUUAACCAAAUGUCUAAAUAUGGUAACUACAUAUUGAGGUGAGUUUACUUUUAUUUAUGCCAAAAAAGAACAGCAAAGAGAAGACUGAUUCACAAAUUGGAUAUAAAUGAAUUAACCAAAUGUUUAAAUAUGGUAACUACAUAUUGAGGUGAGUUUACUUUUAUUUAUGCCAAAAAAGAACAGCAAGGAGAAGACUGAUUCACAAAUUGGAUAUAAAU
Striga asiatica is the source of this 861-nucleotide messenger RNA. Lineage: Eukaryota; Viridiplantae; Streptophyta; Magnoliopsida; Lamiales; Orobanchaceae. The record is from the annotation of a GenBank genome assembly.